GGAGCCUGGGACGGGCGAGACGGCAGGCAUGAGCAGCCGAACCAGGAGCUGAGCCCAGAUGAGGACCUGGAGGCCCAGAGAAGGGACGUGACCUGCCCCGGAGCGCACAGCUGGACCAAGUGGCGCAGGGUUUCCAAUCCAGGACCCUGAGACCCCACGCCUGGUGUUGGGGCCCAGUCCCCAGGCUGCCUCCCAGAUCCUCUGGGGCAGCAGUGUCGCCUGCCAGCCCUGUCCCAAGGAAGAGCUCUAUGGAUGCUGGCGGAGUGCCCCCUUUGCAGACGGACAGACUGAGGCACUGAGAGGCGCAACUACUGGGUUGGACCUCAGUUUCCCCAUCCUCUGACUGGGUGGGGACCCCCUGGCCCCGGCCAGCACCAUGGGCAGCAACAAGAGCAAGCCGAAGGAGGGAGGCCAGCGACGCCGCAGCCUGGAACCCGCUGAGGCCCCGGGCGCCUUCCCGGCCUCGCAGACGCCCAGCAAGCCGGCCUCUGCCGACGGCCUCCGAGGCCCGGCCUCCGCCUUCGCGCCCGCCGCCGCGGCCGCAGCCGAGCCCAAGCUGUUCGGGGGCUUCAACUCCUCGGACACCGUCACCUCCCCGCAGAGGGCGGGGCCGCUGGCCGGCGGAGUGACCACCUUCGUGGCUCUCUAUGACUACGAGUCACGCACAGAGACUGACCUGUCCUUCAAGAAAGGGGAGCGGCUCCAGAUUGUCAACAACACAGAGGGAGACUGGUGGCUGGCCCACUCGCUCAGCACAGGACAGACUGGCUACAUCCCCAGCAACUAUGUGGCGCCCUCGGACUCCAUCCAAGCUGAAGAGUGGUACUUCGGCAAGAUCACCCGACGGGAGUCUGAGCGGCUACUGCUGAACGCAGAGAACCCCAGAGGGACCUUCCUGGUGAGGGAGAGCGAGACCACGAAAGGCGCCUACUGCCUCUCGGUGUCGGACUUCGACAACGCCAAGGGCCUCAACGUGAAGCAUUACAAGAUCCGCAAGCUGGACAGCGGCGGCUUCUACAUCACCUCCCGCACCCAGUUCAACAGCCUGCAGCAGCUGGUGGCCUACUAUUCCAAGCAUGCCGACGGCCUGUGCCACCGACUCACCACUGUGUGCCCCACGUCCAAGCCGCAGACCCAGGGCCUGGCCAAGGACGCCUGGGAGAUCCCGCGAGAGUCGCUGCGGCUGGAGGUCAAGCUGGGCCAGGGCUGCUUUGGGGAGGUGUGGAUGGGGACCUGGAAUGGCACCACCAGGGUAGCCAUCAAAACCCUCAAGCCGGGCACCAUGUCUCCGGAGGCCUUCCUGCAGGAGGCGCAGGUCAUGAAGAAACUGAGGCACGAGAAGCUGGUGCAGCUGUAUGCCGUGGUGUCAGAGGAGCCCAUCUAUAUCGUCACGGAGUACAUGAGCAAGGGGAGUUUGCUGGAUUUCCUCAAGGGGGAAACGGGCAAGUACCUGCGGCUUCCUCAGCUGGUGGACAUGGCCGCUCAGAUCGCCUCGGGCAUGGCCUAUGUGGAGCGGAUGAACUACGUCCACCGGGACCUCCGCGCGGCCAACAUCCUGGUCGGGGAGAACCUGGUUUGCAAGGUGGCGGACUUCGGGCUGGCCCGUCUCAUUGAGGACAACGAGUACACCGCCCGGCAAGGCGCCAAGUUCCCCAUCAAGUGGACGGCGCCUGAAGCCGCCCUCUACGGCCGCUUCACCAUCAAGUCGGACGUGUGGUCCUUCGGGAUCCUCCUGACGGAGCUCACCACCAAGGGACGGGUGCCCUACCCCGGGAUGGUGAACCGGGAGGUGCUGGACCAGGUGGAGAGGGGCUACCGCAUGCCCUGCCCGCCCGAGUGCCCCGAGUCCCUGCACGAGCUCAUGUGCCAGUGCUGGCGGAAGGAGCCGGAGGAGCGGCCCACCUUCGAGUACCUGCAGGCCUUCCUGGAGGACUACUUCACGUCCACCGAGCCGCAGUACCAGCCCGGGGAGAACCUAUAGGCCAAGGCGGCCCGACGGCACUCGGCCUCGGCAGCUGGGCCAGGCUGGGCUCCCAGCGGGUCUCAGAGGCGGGGCCUGGCUGCCCUCUGCCCGCCCGCCCACUGUCGGCCCUUCCAGUGAGGGCUGGAUUCAUGGCCCAGGCCUGGGCGGUGGGGGACGGGGAAGAACCUCCAGGCCUGGGGCAGCCCAAGAGGCCGGGAUGGAGGCCAGCACCACACCGUGACCAUCUCAGCGUCCGCCCUGGCCACGCACCGGCUCCCUGCCUUCCCUCCGAGGCCUCCCAUCUCGGGAGGAGGAACUGGGAUGAAGGGCUGGGCCAGGAUGCGCGUUUCCACACGGGCCCCCGCCACCCACCUGGCUCCUUCCCCACGUCCUCCCCCCCCCCAGGGCUGUCUCAGAGCUGGCCAAGAGCCUUUCCAAAGAGGAGCUUGCCAGCCUGCCCCGGCCUUCCAGGGCUGACAUGUCCGUGAGUGUAGCCACUGGGUCUAGAACCUUCUCCCAGGGUGGACAGCCCACGGCCCAGUGGGACUUGGUAAUGGGGGAUGGGAUAAACACUCCCCCCCCCAAUCCUACCUUUCACCCCAGGGAUCCUUGGAAAUGGUCAGUUUCUUGCCCCCAUUUUGACAUGGGGAAACUGAGUCCAGAGAAGGUAUGUGACAUGCC
Messenger RNA from Perognathus longimembris pacificus (Pacific pocket mouse), 2644 nucleotides. It is a transcript of the gene Src, whose product is annotated as SRC proto-oncogene, non-receptor tyrosine kinase. Lineage: Eukaryota; Metazoa; Chordata; Mammalia; Rodentia; Heteromyidae. Gene Ontology annotation, cellular component: extrinsic component of cytoplasmic side of plasma membrane. Gene Ontology annotation, biological process: innate immune response; progesterone receptor signaling pathway; cell differentiation. Gene Ontology annotation, molecular function: growth factor receptor binding; ATP binding; non-membrane spanning protein tyrosine kinase activity. The transcript is spliced from 13 exons. The coding region runs from base 377 to 1981 and encodes 534 amino acids. The record is from RefSeq and is a predicted model, not a curated record.